AUGUUAUUGGAUCAAUUUUACUCUGUUGCAUUCCCAUUUUUAAAAAAUCAUAUCGUUCUAGAAUCUGAUUGCGAUAAUUUACCAAUCCUUAUCUUUUUAAUUGAUAAUAAUUAUAUUACAUCAAAAUAUCAACUUUCAAUACCUAAGUUGGAUUUUAGUUUUGAUAAUAGUUUACCAAUCCUAUCAUUUUUAAUCUAUAAUAAUUAUAUUCAAUCAAAAGAUCAACUUUUCUCUCUCUCUCAAAGAUGGGAUCAUUGCGUGAUAGAGAGGACAGUACAGAUAUUAAUAUUACUAAAAAGAGUGUUAAAAGAAUACCAAACAUCAAUCAUCAUAUUGCGCAAAACAAGAGUAAGAUUAUUUAUUUAUUUAUUUAUUUAUUUGUGUACAACUCAAGAAAUAUGUUUAUAUGGUGGGGGAGGUGGAGAAGACUCAACACAACCACAACAACAACAACAACAACAACAACAACAACAACAACAACAAAUAGAAUUAUUUAAAUAUCUAUUUGAAAAGAAACCUGAAUGGUUUUGUCAUCCAAAGUGUUUAGAAAAUGUUGCAUUGGCUGGUAAUCAAGAAAUGUUUGAUAUGCUUGCAUCCAAUACCAUCCCAGUUCAAGUAACUUUUGACAUUGAAGAAUUUGCACAUUAUCUUUUGGAAAAGAACGACUACAAGUUUAAAUUGGGAGAGAAUAUGUAUUUUUCAAUAUCAAUGAUAUAUUGCAAGCAAAAACAAAGUAAAAUGGAAAAGCUGUUUCCAGAUCUUUUUCUAUUACUUUUACAUGCUCAAGAUAUUAAACUAUUGAAACUUGCCUAUCGUAAAGGUCAUUAUAAAUAUGAAGAAAUAAUAAUGACUGAUUAUAUCCAAGGCUUGCUAUGUCGAGGUGUCAACAAGGAUACAGAUCUCAAUCAUCAAAUUGGAUUUAUCAAACAAGUAUUACAAUUUCAUCUUGAAAUGGAUCAAUAUAAUCAAUUGGUAGAAAAGGCAAAUCAAUCAGUUAUAUCAUUGGUUUCAACUGUGGAAUUUAAUGAAAUACUCUAUGAAAUAGAAGAUGAUGAAAAAGUAGAAGAUAGAUUAUCAACAAAACAAUCACAAUGGUAUAUAUUUUUAUUUAAUAUAUGUUAUUUUGGAUUGCUAGAUGAUAUAGAAAUAGCAAUUAAACCACAACAUUUAUUCAAAGUUUAUAUUAAAAAUCGUAAGGAAAAAGAAUAUACUGCAUUGUCAACUAUCUUUUAUUUCAACAAUCAACAUUUAAACCAAACCAAACAACUCUAUCUGAAAUAA
This is a messenger RNA of Cavenderia fasciculata, 1281 nucleotides long. RefSeq lists its product as uncharacterized. The record is from RefSeq and is a predicted model, not a curated record. The coding region runs from base 1 to 1281 and encodes 426 amino acids. The transcript has 7 exons. NCBI's taxonomy places the organism in Eukaryota, Evosea, Eumycetozoa, Acytosteliales, Cavenderiaceae.